This is a messenger RNA of Lymnaea stagnalis (great pond snail), 6593 nucleotides long. The record is from the annotation of a GenBank genome assembly. NCBI's taxonomy places the organism in Eukaryota, Metazoa, Mollusca, Gastropoda, Lymnaeidae.
CACCAAAUAAUGGUACACUAUUGUCGCAGACACGUUGAUGACUUAAUUAUUCACUUAUUGGCGUUGGCGUAUUUUGUAUUGAUUACUUCAGACACUGUCACUAGCUGACAUACUUUUAACUUAAAUCCAUUCGAUGGUAAUUUGUUCAGAGUAAGUAUGUUUAUAAAAUGUUAUCGACAGAUGCGUGAGCUUAGUGCUGCUUAGUAAACCUGUUUGGUGUAAAAUUAAAAUUAUUGAUUAUUAUUUUAAUGUUUUUAUGCUUUUGAAUUGCCUAACACUACUAAUAAAUAUAAUUAUAAAUUUACUUCAAAUCCAACAAAUCCAUUUUUGUGUGCUUUAAUAUAAAUUAUUUUCUAGAGUUAAGAAUUUUAGUGAUUUAACUCCUAAAAUUUACUUACCUUCGCCUUCAAAUAUUAGCCUAAAUCUGUCUAAAAGGUGAAAUUAAAUCAUUUGUCUUGUGUAAAGUACUAGUAGUAAGUAAGUACUAGUAGUAGUAGUAACGGUAAUCUACCACUUCAGAGGAAUUUAUGAAAAAUUAUUUUGUUCCAUGAUGUCCGUACAGUAUUUGUCCGUACUUUCCUCUCGUCGCUAGGCUUGUCCGUACUUUUUGCAGUGACGACUUGCUUGUCUUAUUUCCAUUUGUCUUAAUCUAUUUCUCCGCAAAGGCAAGUGCAGUGAAUAGUUUCAGCUCCAUUUGACAGUCCAAAGAUAGCAUAUUUAUAUCUUCAAUGCUGUAAAUGUAAAAAUAUCACGAAAUGUUGUCAAGUAGGAAUUAUCAUCAUAAUCAUAAUGAUACCAUUUCUUUUCACAAAUGAUCUAGCUAAAUAUUGCUUCAAUAGAACUCAGUAGUAUCAGUAUUACUGUUUUUACUGUUGUUUGUUCGCUGCGGAGGAAAUGGUGCCACUUAAUAUAAAAAUAUAGAAAAAGUGCCCCCGGGGCGGAUCAGUAAAAAAAAAAACCCCCCCCCCCCCCCCCCCUUCUGAAAAUGUGGGAUUUGAUAUUUUAAUGCACCAUUAAGAAACUACCUAAAGAAGAUUUUAGCGCCCUCUGUGACUGCCCUCUUUGCCACAUUCUCACAGCACCCAGAGUGAUGCGCCAUUUAUUAUUGGGACCACCGGUCUGGCCAAACUGUCGGCGGUAUAAACCAGCAACACAUUUAUUUUUUUUCUUGUGACAUCAAAAUUAUCUAUAAAAUUAUUUGAUUUUUCUUGUUGUUUUGUAUGGGGAUGGGGGCUAAAAGCUUCUUGUAUGAACAAGUUUGGGGGGAGGGGGGGCUUUUCAAAAAAAAAAUUUAAGCACAAUACCCCCCGGCUGUUAUGGUUCUGGUGCCUAUGAACCCUUGUGUUUUUACUUGACAUCUAAAAAAUCUGGUAUGCUUAGUAUAGUGUAGAGGGUCACUGGGUUUUCGGUGGCAUAGACAGAAAGAGUGGGCGCUGUUUGCUCGUUGAAUUGCCAGAAUGGCAUGCGAUCAUGUUACAGGAUGCACAGAGAGAUAUAUCCUUCAAAGCUCACUUAUCAUAUCAGACAGAUGGGCGGCUUAUACAAACAUAAACCAUUUCAGACACAGAAUCUUCACACUACGUUAUUGUUCAACAAAAUUUUGUCAACCCAACUGACGCUGAUGUGCACAAACAUAUGUGGAUGCAUGCAAACUGAAAAGACGGUUUGGCACAAGCCGCAAUAUUUUCCGUUCAAAUUUGCAUGGUUUCAUGUCCCACAAUUAUUUUCCUAGAGAUGAUCUAAAGUCAAACUUUUUUUUUUUUAUAUACAUUAAAUCAGGCCUGCACAACUCAAAAUGUAAAGCCGGCCGUAAUACUUUUUGAAAAACCAGUGCGGGCCAAAAGAAAAUAGGACAGGACUUGUGCGGGCCAAAAGAAAUUAGGAUGGUGGGAAAGCUAUUAAGAAAAUAAUAAGAAUACAAAGUAUUUCGUUACUUUGCGGGCCGCAAAGUGGGUGCUGGCGGGCCGCAUGUGGCCCGCGGGCUGUAUGAUGUGCAGGCCUGCAUUAAAUGGUUUAUAUUUUUUAUUUGAAUAAUUAUUAAAUUCUCAACAUUUUUAUAAUUUAAAAAUUUUGUCCUUUAGAUAUGUGCUGAAAUUAAUAUGUAAAAUGUCAUAAAAAACAUUUCCACUUAUUUGGAUCAAUAAAAGAAUUUUAUCUUAUCAAUAAAAUAUAGCACUUCUAACGGGAGCAAUAUGAUAUUUUCAUAAAUGACGCUCAUGUGGUAUAUUACCAUAGUAGUAUCAGUUUUAUAUUAAAAUGUUUGCAAAAGGGUGUGAUGUAACAUCAAAAAGAUUUUUUUAGUUUUAUAACAGCAUUUUUCAUCAAAUCGUUCUUUAAGUGAAGGAUGUUUAGUUAAUAUCAUUACAGGCAUUACACUAAAAAAACAAAAAAUUGAUUAUUGAUUAAUUUUUUCUACCAGCUGAAGCUUGCCUGAGAAAACAUGUUAGAAGAUGCACAUCCAUUGUUGCAGACUUUACUGGGAACACUGUUUACAUGGGGUAUGACAGCUGCGGGUGCUGCCCUUGUUUUUAUCUUCCGGGGUGCUCAGGUAAUACAUAUGAUUAUGAUAUAUGCAAGGCACGAUAAUUAAAUUAUACUAGGCCUACUUAAUAUCUGAAAUUAUACAAACUUAACGUAUUUGUACUUUUAUAGAUAUAAAUUAUAAUAUUCAUUGCAAUUUUCACCAGAAAUUCUAUUGUGCAUUAUGUACAAAAAUUGAAGCCCUUUAAAAAGAAGUAACAUUCAACCCACUAAUCCAAGAAUAAGAUAUUGUAAAAGUCAGCUACUGUUUCUCUUACAUUUCAGGAAAUGUUUUUUAAAUUUUAUGGAACUUCCCUCUCAAAAUGUGUUAAUUGAGAUUAUGAUCUUGUGGGCUGCCUCUAUACUUAUGCAUAGAUAUGAAUAUAUUUGCAAAUUUAUGAUAAAUGAGCUGAAAAUAUUGAUCCUGGGAAUUGUUUUGUGUUAAUGCAUUGAUAAGAAGGAAUCAUAGUAGUUCAUGAUAAAUCAAACAAAGGUCUAUUUAGCAGCUACAGAAUGACCCAGAAUAGACAGAUUUAAUGCGCUUCAGUUUUUUUAUUAACACGUUGGCAAAAUUUCAUGUUGUAACUAUGAUAACAGUAUAUAAUUUAUUUGAAAUUCUAAAUGACUAAAUGAAAAAAAAAUGAACAUAUCUAUUAACAUAAAAAUUGGAGGGAUUCAAAGUCACCAAAAGGCUUUUUUUUGUUGCUAUUAAACUUAAAGCUCAUGCUAUUGCAAUAAAAGUACAUGUCUCAUGUUUAAAUAUGAAGGUGUUAUAUAACAGCAUCAAGUUGUAUAUUUAUUAGAUACAUAUACAUUUUCUUCCAUUGAGCGUGAAGUUAAUUUUGUGACUGUAUGAAUCAACAUUUUUUUGCUAGAGUCUUUUUCCUCAGAAUAUCCAAUAAUUUUUGGUGUGUUCUUAAAUUUCAGAGAAAAAUAUUAGAUGGAAGCUUAGGCUUUGCAGCUGGGGUACGUUGUAAUCAUGUUUUAUUAUUUUACUUGUACUAUAACUUUAAAAGUUAGCUUUGUUUAUUUGCAUAGCUGAUGUUAAUCCAGUAGUAAAGGAUGAGAGAGUUGCAAUUUUUUGUUUUAUCUCAUUCUACAAUAUGCCAUCUGUUUAUUUUUUAGGUCAUGACAGCAGCAUCCUACUGGUCAUUAUUGUCUCCUGCUAUAGAGAUGGCAGAAAAGUCUGGUGUCUAUGGAAGUGAGGGCCAGUUGGCAUUCAUCCCCAUAGCAGUUGGCUUUGCCUUGGGUGCUCUAUUCGUCUUUUCAGCGGACUUUUUUAUCCCUCAUUGUGUAGGUUUUAUUUUAAAAGAAUUCUUUAUCUUACUCAGAGAAUUGCAGUUGUAUCCUAAAAAUAACAUUAAUUAGAGGCAGCGGUUCUUUCUCUAUAGCAUUGUUAUAAAUGUUGGAAUAGUAUGGAAAUGCCGCCAUGGAAUAUUUUUGGAUGAUAGAAUAAAUGAAUCAGAUGCAUUUUCUGAAGCAUUAAAACAAAUUUUUAAAAAUUGAGUGUCACAUAAUAAUUUUUUUUAAUGUAUCAUUAUUAAGAAACAUAUCACCAAAUUACUUUUCAAUUAUUAGAAUGUAUUCAUAAAGUAAGGUUACGGUAAAGUAUUAUAUGGCUAAUAAAAACAAUAAUUCCUUUUUCUUUGCAAUUUUUCUUUGCUAAUGAAGUCCCAUAAUACCAGAGUUAAAUUAGUUAAUGAAUAAUGAAUUUUGUUUAAUUUCACUAAAGGGAGAUCUUAUACGUCCUGACAGUGACAGUUCAUUUGCAUUAACAUUAAAUGAAAGCCAGAAGCACGGUGACACUUUCAAUACUGUCCUACUCACUGUUGAUGACAGUUCCAAUCCAAAACUCCGUACUUCUCAAGAGCAUACUUUAAAAAGGCGGCAACUGGGAUCUUCAUAUUUAGACAAUUCCUCACGAUCCACGAGCCAGGUCUCAGUGAGUGCUCCAGCUCGUUUAGAGACCGGUAUUAACAAAGCGAUUAACUGGAGAAGAAUGAUGUUAUUGAUAAUUGCCAUUACUAUACACAAUAUACCAGGUAGGAAUAUUUUGCACCUUUAAGAAAAAGUGAUGAUGUAUUUAUUAGUAGCAGUGAUUUAUAUUUAUAUUGCUUUAAUGGCCAGACUUUAAUACUUUAAUUUUCAUAAAUCUUAAUGGUAUUCUUCUUUUAAAUAAAAAGCUAAAUGUUUUAGUGUUCAGUAAAGCACACAUGAAAUGUGAAUAAAUGCAAAUUUUUCUGAAAAUUAAAUUGAAUUUGAACUUAGGAACAAUCAUGCAAGUAAUGUGUCCCUAUGCCAUAUGAAUAAAUAGCAAAAAGGUUUUUGAAAAACUCUGAUAGAAUAUCAGUUUGAAAUAAAGACUCACAAUUAUGAUUUAGUGAUUUAGUUAUUUCUUUCCAGAGGGCCUUGCUGUUGGUGUUGGAUUUGGAGCUAUAGGUAAAGCUAGCUCAGCCACAAUAGAAAAGGCAAGGUAAGGAAUUGCUUGGUAAAAGUAAUUACAUUAGCCUUUUAAAUAACAAUAACAAGGAGCAAAAAGUCUGAAGAAUGUUAUUAAAUAGAGUAAAAGUGUUUGAAUUAAAUCUGGAAAAGACCAUGCCGUAAUAAAUUGAUGUGUUGUCAAGAGUUUAUAGAAAAUGAUAUACAAGAGUUUUUCUAUAAUCUAACAGUAAGUGUAACACUAAUUAUGUUUUUCAGAUGUCAUCCAAUUUUUGCUCUGUUUUGAUUUCUCAGAAACCUUGCAUUUGGUAUAGGCAUUCAGAAUUUUCCAGAGGGUUUAGCUGUAAGUCUUCCUCUCCGAGCUUCAGGGAUGUCAACUCUAAAAAGUUUCUGGUAAUAAAUAAUAACAUGGAUUACAAUUUUAUUUAGAGAGCAUUCAUACUUCUUUUAUAGUUGAUAGCUUAAUUUGUCAUACUAUAUAAAACAUUUUAGGUGUAAUAAAUAAGAUUAUAUCAUGAACAACUUAAAUAAAGACCAAAACCUUGUUUUUAUUAAACGUGGAGAAAUCAAUGUUAAAAACAUAUUUACUGUUUGUUAUUAAGAUUUAUGCACACCAAUGUAUUACAGGUAUGGUCAGUUAAGUGGAAUGGUGGAGCCUAUAGCUGGGCUAUUAGGUGCAGUGGCUGUUACCUAUGCAGAGCCUCUUCUACCUUAUGCUCUAGCAUUUGCGGCAGGUGCCAUGAUAUUUGUUGUGUUUGAUGAUAUCAUACCCGAAUCUCAGACCUCGUAAGUGAAGUAUAUUAUUUAGAAUUUAACUGAUUUUGGAUAAGGACUGGCAGCCCUUUGGCCAUCAGUGUCAAAUUUAAGUUUUAUAUAUAUAGUGUUUAAAUUGUAGCAGAACACAAUACAUUGACAAAAUGUGUAAUUACUUUCUAUUUGAAUAAAAAAGCUAGGACAGUUACACUAUAAUAGUUUUGCUCAACAGAGCCGAAAGCUGCCUUGGCUGAGGCAGAUGCUGUAAAUCUUUAACAUACUUUCCAUUUACCUAGGUUAAAAUUUUUACAUUUUAAAUGUUUCAGUAAUUUCAAUAAAGUUUUUAAUAAAUAGAAGCGGAAAUUAGUUUUUGUUAAUUGACUAUUUCACAGUGUAAUGUUAUUAAUAUGAAAAUAAAAUUAUAUAAUCUCAGUGCUCAAACAAUUCUAAGAAGAUUUUAUUAAUCUCAAUAGGCCUGCGAAAUAAUUUAAAUUAUACGGGGAAAGUUUUUAAAAUGGUUAAUGCUUAUUUUUAAGAAGGAUACUUUUAAGUGAAGCAUUAUUUUAUAUUUUUACAUUUAGGAAAAGACCUUAAAUUUAAAAAAAAUUUCUUUCACUUGCCAAAGACAUUUUAUGAUUAAAUCAACUUUACCAAAUUCUCUUUCAGUGGAAAUGGCAAGCUAGCAUCAUGUGGAGCUAUUAUUGGCUUUAUAGUAAUGAUGUCUUUAGAUGUAGGAUUGGGUUAAAUUAAUGUUAGCCGAAUCAAAAGAUGUUAUCAUUUUAUAAAUGUUAGAAUUAUGUGCAUGAAAUGAAGCAUUUAUGUGUUGUUUUACAGUCAGUCCAUGUGAUUAUAUAUAAUAAGUUUGUCACUGCUGUGCCCCU